Tinamus guttatus (white-throated tinamou) is the source of this 822-nucleotide messenger RNA. Lineage: Eukaryota; Metazoa; Chordata; Aves; Tinamiformes; Tinamidae. The record is from RefSeq and is a predicted model, not a curated record.
GCAGGGAACAUAAUUUUGAGAAGUAUGAUGACAGCUACAUCACUGAUCUGAACACCCCCUAUGACUAUGAAUCAGUGAUGCACUAUGGACCAUUUUCAUUCAACAAAAAUGACAGCAUCCCCACAAUCACAGCGAAGAUACCAGCAUUUGAUAACAUCAUUGGACAGCGUCUAGACAUCAGUGCCAUUGACCUGGAAAGACUCAAUCGCAUGUAUAACUGCACUUCAACACACACUCUUUUGGACCAGUGUGCUUUUGAGUUUGAAAAUAUCUGUGGUAUGAUUCAAGGUACCAGAGAUGACCUAGACUGGGUCCAUCAGCAGAGCAGUGCUACAGGGCAAGACGACCACACACUUUCUGGGCGUUGUGAAGAUGCUGGCUAUUUCAUGUACUUCGACAAUCUGCUUCACCUCAAUAAUACUGAAGUCUCUGUUGAGCCUGCACAAUCUGCCAUCACGGAAGGCCUCAUUCUUGAACGGCAGAAGAGAGCAGCCCACGAUAUUGAGCCUGUUCAAGACUGGCUUCCUUACCUGCAGGACCCAUGUAACCCCAAUCCUUGCCAGAAUGAUGGAGUCUGUGUGAAUAUGAAAGGGAAAGCAAGCUGCAGGUGCCCAUCAGGACAAGCCUUCUUCUUUACUGGUGAGAGAUGUCAGUCAAUGCAGGUCCACGGAAACAUCCUGGGACUGACAGUUGGUGGAAUUGCUGGAACCAUUGUCCUAACCAUCGUCCUCGUUUCCAUGAUGGCUAGAAGAUAAACAGCUGCAGGAAGAUAAAGCUCAGACCCAUAUUUUUCAAGAGUUCAAAAGACAUCAGUUUGCACUG